AUGGGCCGGGCUCCAUGCUGCGAGGAAAUGGGCCUGAAGAAAGGCCCGUGGACUGCCGAAGAAGAUCAGAUACUGGUCGGCUACAUAAAUCGGAAUGGCCAUGGGAAUUGGCGGGCUCUUCCCAAACGGGCCGGCCUGCUAAGGCCCAAUAUUAAGAGAGGCAAUUUCACUUCGGACGAAGAGGAAAUCAUAAUAAAUUUGCAUAUGGAGCUAGGAAACAAAUGGUCAGAAAUAGCAGCAAGAUUGCCGGGCCGUACAGACAACGAAAUUAAGAACGUUUGGCACACUCACUUGAAGAAAAAACUCAACGGAAAAUGUCAACCCGAAUCAAAAACCAAAACCCGGAAAAAUGAAUACAAUAUUUUUUACCAAAAAAAUAAUGAGCACGCCGGCCAAAAUUCGCCGGCACAUUCCUCGGGCGAGAUCUCAUCGGAAGCCGCCGUCCUCACGGCUCGUGGCGGAAGCUCCGGCGAAUUUAACGUCUACACGGCGUCGGAUUCUUUGACGGACGAAGAGUUCUGGUCGGAGAUUCUCGCCGGAGACGAGUGGAGUGGCAAUAGCGAUUUGUUAUCUGGCAAUAGUGAUUGUGGGCUUCAACCUGCGAAUUUGUGUGUUUCGGACUUAGAUACGGAAAGUGGUCGUGAUUUUUGGUACGACUUGUUUUGUAAAAGUGAAGAGUUAUCGGAAAUGUUUUGA
Striga asiatica is the source of this 696-nucleotide messenger RNA. The record is from the annotation of a GenBank genome assembly. NCBI's taxonomy places the organism in Eukaryota, Viridiplantae, Streptophyta, Magnoliopsida, Lamiales, Orobanchaceae.